ACACACCACUGUGCACGUGUACCGCUGUAUUGCCGUCCUGUCACCAGCAACCCCGAUUGGCCCUACGUCAUUACCAAAUUCGCUGGGCCAACGGCGGCCGAGGACAACACUGAAAUCGCAGCAGGCCCUCCAUCACCUGUGAACCCGUGACAAAACAUCCCGAGCCCGCUUCUAGGCGCUUCUCUACCUUCAACGACUUCACCUGUCUCUAUACAGUCCAAGAGUGGCUGGAUCAGCACAAGCACAGCAUCCCGCCACGACGUGGCCGACCCCACCAUUUUGCGCAGCCGACCUUUGACCUCGCUUUCACACCUUGUACCUAUCCCGCCACCUUGAACUACUCCUCAAUACUACAAUACCUUCACGAUGACGCACACAGCCGAGCUUCAUUCUCCGUCGCCACACGUGGAGCGGCCUAAAGGCAUUCUCAAGAACAGCUCUUACCAGCGAUCAACUUCGCAGACCUCUCCCACUAGCGACGCGCCUCCUCUGCAACCUGUCUUUUCUGGUGCGCGGCCAGAUCUGUCUCGGGAACUAUCUGAGAAGGAGAUCGUGCUCGAGAACACUCUAAAGAAUGCUGGUGCCGCCGCGCACCGGCGCUCCUCCUCCAACCCUCGUGGCGCAACUUCUCGCCGUCAAUCAGGCACUGUAGGCGCAGAGGCCGACGAGAAUAGUCCCCGGCUGAAAUGGGACGAGGCAAACCUAUACUUGACGGAGCAAGAGCGGGACAGCACGAUGAAGAUCACCGAGCCAAAGACGCCGUACGCGAGGCAGUACGAGCCGUCAGAGGACGAGGAGGAGCUGCAGACUCUGAACGCUGAAGAUCUUGUGGUCGACGAGCUAGACAGGGCGAAGGUUCAGAAGAAGCCGAGAAUGGACGAUAUCCCCGAUUUCGACCUAGGAGAACCAGAACUUGAGGCCGGAAAUUCCCACACUCCCGAUAGCGAAAAGCGAGUCAUUGUGGAUGUCGAUCCGAAUGGCGAAGGAGAAAGUGGUCAUCACGGCGAAGAGCCUCUACAUAUGACUCCAGAAGAACUGGAGAAACAUCGCAAGUUCGAGGCGCUGCGACGCAAGCACUACGAAAUGAAGAACGUCAAGAACCUCCUCGGGUACGUAUGGGUAUUACUUUGCGCCGUAGAAAGCGUGCUAACAACAUACUCACAGUCAUCCGGAAGACUUGGACGACGAGGACGACGGCUCAUCAGCAGUACCUCCGCCAGUCGCGCUUCCUAACGGAGCAUGAACUUUUCCGUCCCACUUUGCCUUUUCUUUAUGUUCGGUUGGGCCGAAGCCUCGCUCGUUCACAGCCCAUAGCGAAGAUUCAAA
This is a messenger RNA of Mytilinidion resinicola, 1326 nucleotides long. RefSeq lists its product as uncharacterized. Gene Ontology annotation, molecular function: protein phosphatase inhibitor activity. Gene Ontology annotation, biological process: regulation of signal transduction. The transcript is spliced from 2 exons. NCBI's taxonomy places the organism in Eukaryota, Fungi, Ascomycota, Dothideomycetes, Mytilinidiales, Mytilinidiaceae. The record is from RefSeq and is a predicted model, not a curated record. The coding region runs from base 367 to 1233 and encodes 288 amino acids.